AUGCAGCUCGCUGAUGUCAGUGGAGUUCGCUCCUUGGAGAGCGGAGUGAUGAAGAGGCCUGCUGUAGAGCAGGCGGAUCAAUUUGAUGCUGAGUUUGAAGUAGAAGCAAAAGUAGUAAUAGAGCAAGAGAAUCCUGAAGGUGGCUCGAGAAUAACAAGAGAACGUUUCGAGAUACUUGCUAAUGAGAUUUGCAGUAUCUUUAUACAUGAACAUCCAAGUGUGUACUUCACAGCAUCUGUUAAACAAGGCGAGCAGAUUUUAGUUACCAGUGGUAAAUUGUGGAACCACUACAACUACUCAAAGUCGGUUCUGCGGAAAGCCAAUUUGCUAAAAAAUUUGAAAAGAAAUGGACCAGCAAAUCUAUUAGAUGCUGAGAAACUUGAACAAAUAAAUGAGAGUGAUAAUAUCAAUUGGUUGUCUAAGCACCUGGAGCCUUGGGAAGAAGUACAUAGGAAAUGGACUGAGUCAUAUGCUGAACGGAGAUCAUUGUUAGUCGAAGCUAAUCUAUCAGUGUACGAGUACAUAGACAAGUUUGCAUGCUUAAAAGUGCAACGAGCAUAUGAAUUGUUUCAUAUUGAUUUCAAGUUGAUGUAUCCGGACAAACAACAAAUUACUAUAGAACAAUGGACAAAAAUUAAACCUGUUUUAAUUGAAAACUUAGCUUCAUGUGGAGUUAAGGGGUUGGACAAAUCUGUUUUAAUAAAUAUCCUAAAAACUAGAGAAUGAG
This is a messenger RNA of Nasonia vitripennis (jewel wasp), 727 nucleotides long. RefSeq lists its product as uncharacterized. Lineage: Eukaryota; Metazoa; Arthropoda; Insecta; Hymenoptera; Pteromalidae. The record is from RefSeq and is a predicted model, not a curated record. The coding region runs from base 1 to 726 and encodes 241 amino acids. The transcript has 5 exons.